AUGGCAGGAAACCAGCGUCAAGGGAAUUCUGGUAGCAAUUAUCUCACGCUUGACUGGCUACUUAUGAAACCCCUCCGAAGGGAAAAGCAGUUCAAAUUCUGUGGACACUCUCUAAACAUCAGUCAACACUACGGCAACAAUUUGGAGUUCUCUGCUUCUAUCUGGGAAGCCGCUCUGGUUCUUUGCCAGUACUUUGAACGGGAGAAGAUCAACUUUUCUGGGAAGAAGGUGAUCGAACUGGGGGCUGGCACUGGAAUCGUGGGGAUCCUCGCUGCCCUACUUGGUGGGGAUGUUACAAUCACAGACCAAGAGAACGCAUUGAGCCAAAUAGAGCAUAAUGUCUCUGUCAAUAUCCCCUCCGACUUCAGAUAUCGGACAAAAGUCUGCGCGCUAUCCUGGGGCAAGAAUCACUUAGAGUUUCCAUCUGACUAUGACUAUAUCCUGGGCUCGGAUAUAGUGUAUAUCUCCCUCACCUACCCCUUGUUAUUAAAGACUUUGCUACACUUAUCCAAAGGGCCAACUAUCAUCUACCUCUCAACGAAGUUACGGAAAGGAAAUCACUCCAUCUAUUUCCACGAGGAGCUUUUGCCUCGGUACUACAACUGCCAACUUGUUCACACGGUCGAGGACAAGGUAAUCAACGUGUACAAGAUUAGCGCUCUGAAUUCAACGGCCAGCGAUGAUGUGUCCGCGGAGACUCGAGGAGUUUCCAGUGAGAAGACAUUUGAGCCAUUGUAA
Pristis pectinata (smalltooth sawfish) is the source of this 738-nucleotide messenger RNA. RefSeq names its product EEF1A lysine methyltransferase 3-like. The transcript has 3 exons. Gene Ontology annotation, molecular function: protein-lysine N-methyltransferase activity. Gene Ontology annotation, cellular component: cytosol; cytoplasm. The record is from RefSeq and is a predicted model, not a curated record. Bases 1 to 738 code for a protein of 245 amino acids. Gene Ontology annotation, biological process: peptidyl-lysine methylation. NCBI's taxonomy places the organism in Eukaryota, Metazoa, Chordata, Chondrichthyes, Rhinopristiformes, Pristidae.